AGCAACCGAGAGCAUUCAACACUAAAGUCUCGAAGAUCUCGCCGCCGAUCACGGUGAUGUGCGAUUGUACGAUACACAAUUGGUUAUUUGUGAUGGGAAAGUAAAGCAAAGUGAGCAAAAGUUCAACAAAAAGCAGCUGAAUUGAAAAAUUGUGGAAAAUGCUUUCAAAUUUGAACAUAUGUACAUACAACGAAGCGGUAUGUACCGCUGAGGUAGUGGUAGUUAGUUUCUGUAUUGGCGAUCGUAAACAACGCACGACAUCGUCGCGCAAUCAAUAAUUUAAGCGGAGCAACGGAAGACGACGCUGCCUACCGAAAUAGCUACCCGCACUUGCGCGCCACAGCGGUAACAACACCUCGGAGGACGCGGGUGAACGAUUCAGCUAUUAGUUCGCGUUUAAUUGUGGCCGCACAGCUUGGUCCGUCGGGUAGUACAUACAAACUUAUGCACAUUGAUGUGUUUACUCGAGCAUUCUCGUAAACUAAACGAUCAAAUAAAAAUACUCUGAAUAUUUUUACGUCGAGCUCAGAGCAAAGAAGACGCACUAUAAUUUUCAAAAAUUGAUAUUUUGCUUCAAAUAAGGAAAAAAAACUAAAUGAAACGAGAAUAAAGUUAUUUGACGCGCAGACAAAAAAAAACAAGGGUUAGCAUUCGUUAUGAAGGCGCGACGCCACACCACAACGCACACUCAAACGUAAUUCGCGUAAAUCAUUCGUGCGUGCUAAGUGAUUUGAGACGAAAAUAAUUGAAAAUUUGCUAAUUUAAGAAAAUCUAGAAAGGAGAUAAUUACAAACGAGUGCAAAUUGUUAAGUGUUCUUCAACACACCGCUCGAAAAGAAACCUACUCUCUCCCUCUUCUUCGCGCCAUUGUCACAAAAGCUUAAAAAGGAAAUAAAGCAAAGACUACAAGCAUCAACUCUAUAAAAACCCUCAUCCAACAAAAAUGGAUUUCAUUUCAAAUUUAAUAAAGCGGCCAAUAAGUUUGGUGCGCAGCGAUUCUCAGCCCUCAACGCCAACAGAUCAAGGACAAAUAUCACAACCAUCAUCGCGUCCUACAACACCACACCACUCACAUUCACCACUACUACCCUUUGAUCGGACCACCACGCCGGAAUCACGACAGCAGCAUAUUGCAAAUGCAUUGAAUGGUUGCCUAGUGGCAUCCGAUAUAAUGGAUACUUUGAAUAAACGUGACGAAUUCCGUCCCAUUGCAGCAGCGGCGGCAAGUCGGGCCUCUCCACCAAUUAGUCGACAAUCUCCUAUUCAGCCAAUUUCGCGUUCAUUGCAAACCAGCUCGAGCAGUAGUAAUGACAAUGGAUGUGGUGCAAAUUCACUACCAACUACAACGACAACAACCGGCAACACAAUCGAAGAAUUGCUCAUACAAAUCAAUAAUAAUUUAAGCAAGGGUGAUCUACAUGCUACCGCUGCUGAAUUGAGUCAGCAACACUUGCCUAAUCGUCCGCUAUCAGCAUCGCCAUCGGCAUUGACGCAGGCAUUGUCAUCGGAG
This is a messenger RNA of Rhagoletis pomonella (apple maggot), 1510 nucleotides long. RefSeq lists its product as uncharacterized. The annotation marks the transcript as partial. The transcript is spliced from 2 exons. Lineage: Eukaryota; Metazoa; Arthropoda; Insecta; Diptera; Tephritidae. The record is from RefSeq and is a predicted model, not a curated record.